CUCACUGUCCUGGGUGCGCCUCGGGCCGCUGCGCUCCUGGCCAGCUCCCCCCAGCGCCUGGGAGGCGACCCCCGGUGUGCCUGGGUUCAAAGGCCCCGCAGGGCAGCUCCAGCCCCUCUGGGGGGCGGGGAGGCGACGGGGUGGUGCAGAAGCCUGAAAAGCCCGAGCCCACAGCCGGCCAGCUCCGCACAGGGAUGGGCAGCGCGCUCUGAAAGUUUGUGAUCGCCGCAGCCAACUCCUGGCGGUAGCUGGAGACGCAGCGAGUGAGCGGCCGGCCUCGAACCCCUGCGGCUAGAAGGCGAGGCCAGCUGUGCCUGGCCCCAGUGCCCUUUCGCAGCCACAAGCGGCCGUCCUUCUGGCACGGUGCUCCGGCGCCUGAUCUGGGUUCAUGGAGCCGGGGCUGUGGCUCCUUUUCGGGCUCACCGUGACCUCCGCGGCAGGAUUGAUGCCCUGCUCCCAGUCUGGGGAUGCUGGCAGGCGCGGAGUGUCCCAGGCCUCCACUGCAGCCAGCUGUCAGGGGGACUGUGAGGAGACUGUGGCUGGCCCUGUCGAGGGGACUGUGGCCCCCACAGCUCUGCAGGGUCCAAGCCCUGGAAGCCCUGGGCAGGAGCAGGCUGCCAAGGGAACCCCUGAGCACCACCGAUCCAGGCGCUGCACGUGCUUCACCUACAAGGACAGGGAGUGUGUCUACUAUUGCCACCUGGACAUCAUUUGGAUCAACACACCCGGACGGACUGUGCCCUAUGGACUGUCCAACAACAAAGGAAGGUUGCGGGGCAAGAGGUCUGCGGGGCUGCUUCCAGGGAGCCUGCCACUCUCACAGCGGCCACACUUGCGCUGCACUUGUGCGGAGAAAUAUGACAAAGCCUGCCUGCACUUUUGCACCCAAACUCUGGACGUCAGCAGUAAUUCAAGUACAGCUGAAAAAACAGACAAAGAAGAGGAAGGGAAGGUGAGAGGUGCCAACAGAGGCCUGUGUCAAAGGAGGUGAAGAUGUGACGUGUCAUUCCUUCUUGAGGGGGAGAGUGUUUUGAGGGGGUGGCAUUUGGUCUAGUCCAGUGGGGACCCCAGAUCUCAUGGGAUGCUGUACCCACAGGCAGUGGUGCCUUUGGUGGACCGCCUCUGGGGGCAGAGCAGGCUGAAGCUGUGGACGGUCGUGAUCACUUGCCUGGCCCUGGCCACCCUGCUCUGUGUCCUGGAAACCAGCCCUUGCAUCCCUCGUAGCUCUGGGCAGUGACAUCCUGCUUGGAUUUCACCUGGCUUGGAGAAAGCUGACCUACCACCGCUCUCAGAGGCCCCACAGGCUGCUCUACCCAGGCUUAUGCUUCACCUCUGCUUCCUUAGCAACAUGUGGUCUUUCUCCUCAAAAAAAAUCAUUUCUUCCUUUCAGCAGCUGAUUCUGGACAGAGGUGAAUCACAGCAGCUUGGCAGCAGGCCCCUUGGUUCUCCAAUUCAUUUUAUUAUUUUUUUUAACCCACUUGUGUUUUUCAUAUGAGAGAUCCUGAGGAUUUCCUGCAACCAGACUGUUUUUCUUUGUCCUUCUAUCAAUCAGAAGUUGUUAUUAAUGACUCAGCCGCACAUCUGCAAUGGGAUGGGAAUUUAUGUUCAUAAUAACGGCCUGGAGGUGGCUUGGGUUUCUACAGGGACUGAUCAAGGGAAGACGAAACCAUGCUCAGUAUACAGGAGGCUUUCCAAAUUGGUGGCAGAUCGCUUCCAGUCUAGUCCAGAGAGGGAUCUGUCAGCAUCCAUAAUAAAAAUGCAGCAGGAGGAGGAGGGCCGAGGUGGCAGAGACAGAGCCUGGGAGAGCAUGAGUCAGACCCAGAUGGUCCCACUUUGCCUCUUCAUUCUUUUUCCUCUUUUUCUCUUCCUCACCCCAAACCAAAGCUCCUCUCAGUGAGGGCGGGAUGUAAUUAAACCCAUCCAUCCAUUGCAUCAUUUAUUCAUUCACUUAUGCAUUCGUUCAGCAAAGACUUGUUGAGCACCUGCUAGGGGCUGGGCACCAUUCUGGAUGUUGGGGACACAGCAGGAGCAAGGCACAGGAUCUCUUUUAUGGAGCUUAACUAGUGGGGGAUGCAGACGGCAAACAAGUAUGUACAAUAUAAAGUGAGAUUGCAAAGGAUAACAAAGGCACAGCAAGGGUAGGGAGUGUGGGGUGGUUGUGAUUCGAGAUGGGGUUGAUGCAGCCUCGUCUUGAAAGGUGUUCUUCCAGGUCUCUAUGACUCAUGUAAAGCUCUUGUAAGAAGCUUUACUUGGGAAGAAAAAGUCUUUUAUGAAGCCAAUGUUCUUGCUUUCCUACAAGCUUCAAGUUAGUAAUUCCCAGACUCUUAUUCUCAGAGUGGAAGCUGCCGCCAUCCUUAGCUUGUGAUAAUCAAAGAUGGGGCCAGGCAGCGGGAGGGCUCCUAGCAGCCGUGUCUGCUGCUGUUUUUCUUUUCACGCCUUUCCAGUCUGGUGGUAGGCUCGGGAAUUGCUGAGAAGCACUGGCAAGAGGGUACGUACAGUUCCAAUCAGGGAACAGGCUGGAGAGGCAGUGGGAAGACGUUCCAUUUUCAGUUUCACAGAGCUACACUUUCAUAACACACCUUCUUUUUUCUUUUGCCUCCUUUCCCCAAGAUAGGUUGAAGUCAAGGACAGACAAAGCAAGCAGGCUUUAGACCUCCACCAUCCAAAGCUCGUGCCCAGCAGUGGACUCGCCCUCGCUCCGCCUACCUGCCCCCGCUGCCUCUUUCAUCAAGGAGCCCCUUAGGAGGACAGACCUGCAGCAUCCUCGUCUCGCGAGGUUUCUCUCCUUGCUCGCACACAGUUCAGAUUUCCACCUCUUUGUGGACAAGAAGUGAAUUUGCCUGGGGCAGGAAACCCACCCAAAGAGUCUCCACUUAACAAUACCCCCCUACUACAAGAAUGCCCAAAUCCAAAUGACCCCAGUUUUCCUAAUGGGUAAAAUGAUCCCAGAUGUGCUCCAGACCAUGACGCCCGCGGCUCCGGUUUCAUGCAGGAAAUUGUGUUUGAGAGGUUUGGCAAGCUGAAAGCCACUUACUGGCUUUUGACAUGACUUCUCUUGCAGAAUAAGUGGACUCCAAAGCUAACUCUCUGCAAAUGUAAACAUGUGUCCAUUUUGUAACAAAUGCAAAAUGCCCAUGCAGCAGGGGCAUGUGACUUUCAUAUCCUGAAAGUCAGACCUAGAAUAGGCCGCAUGGCAUAAGUCAGUGACGGACACGACGCGUCGGCUUUAGACACGGAUCAUAGCUGUACAGGAGUUUAUGAAUUUGAAGCUUAUGGGAUUUAGGCAGAGAAAUUUUCAGCUGUGCUUGAUACCCACCAAAAGAAUGUAUCUUGAAAGAAAGAAGAAAGAAGAAAAAAGGCACCUUGGUGUUUGUGAUGAGAAAAGGAGAAAGUAUCUGCAACAUGGAGCUUAUUCUUGUUCAGUGACUGACCUUCCGUAUUCUUUGUAGACACCAGACGGAUACACAAUGGAGUUCCCGGGCCUUGUUUGCAGGAAGCUGACUGUAAAGACAGCCCCAGCUCAAGGCUAUUAGGUUGAAUAUUUGCUUUCAUGAAUAAAUGUGGAUCUUUGGGAAAUGGCUUCAAAAUAAGCCACGAACACAAAUUCUUUGUAAAUUAUGUAAAUUCCUAUUUAUCUUUAUAAUUGGCAACAACUGGGAAUUGUAUUGCCUGACAGUUCAAAAUCUCUUUCAGCUGCACUCGUCCUGCCAAGCUGAGCUUACUGUGAGUGUGGAAAUGUGACUCUGCCAUGUGAAGUCGCCUGCGCAGGGGAGAGGCUGCCCAUCUCCCCACCCAGCUGCAGAGAUAGGAACCGGCAUUUAAGUGGGUGUCCAGGGCCCCAUAUGGAGACAUUUAAGAUGGUGUAUGACAGAGCAUUGGCCUUGACCAAAUGUUAAGUUCUCUAUGUGUAUUUCAUAAGUUAUUACAGGUAUAAAAGUGAUGACUUAUCAUGAGGAAAUGAAAGUCGCUGAUUUGCUGGUAGAAUUUUGUACAGUUUAGAGAAGCAAUUAUUUAUUGUGAAACUGUUCUCCAACUCCUUCAUGUGGAUCUGUUCAGAGUAGUCACUGUAUAUAUGUACAGACAGGUAGAUCGGUAGGUAGGUUUUAAAUCGUGUCCUGAAUCCAAAAUCAUAUUCCUUAGAGCUUAAAUUACAUUUAAAAAAAUGCAUAUGCGCUGUUUGGCACCGUGGCAAGAUGGCAUCUCAGAGAAACUCAUUCAUUGCUUGAACACUCAGAAAAUGCUGUCAAAAGCAUAAUAAAAAAUCUAAAAAUUUGCUCUGA
This is a messenger RNA of Sapajus apella (tufted capuchin), 4280 nucleotides long. It is a transcript of the gene EDN3, whose product is annotated as endothelin 3. Gene Ontology annotation, cellular component: extracellular region. The transcript is spliced from 4 exons. Gene Ontology annotation, biological process: regulation of systemic arterial blood pressure by endothelin; regulation of vasoconstriction; vein smooth muscle contraction. Lineage: Eukaryota; Metazoa; Chordata; Mammalia; Primates; Cebidae. The coding region runs from base 389 to 991 and encodes 200 amino acids. The record is from RefSeq and is a predicted model, not a curated record. Gene Ontology annotation, molecular function: hormone activity; endothelin B receptor binding.